Cariama cristata (Red-legged seriema) is the source of this 1182-nucleotide messenger RNA. RefSeq names its product trans-2,3-enoyl-CoA reductase (gene TECR). Gene Ontology annotation, molecular function: oxidoreductase activity, acting on the CH-CH group of donors. The transcript is spliced from 12 exons. The record is from RefSeq and is a predicted model, not a curated record. Gene Ontology annotation, biological process: very long-chain fatty acid biosynthetic process. The annotation marks the transcript as partial. NCBI's taxonomy places the organism in Eukaryota, Metazoa, Chordata, Aves, Cariamiformes, Cariamidae.
CCAAUAAUUAGUAAUUAUCAUUUUGUGUCCUAUCAUCAGGUGGAAAUCCUUGAUUGGAAGACAAAGAAACAGCUAUGCUUCCUAGAUAAGGUGGAACCAAAUGCCACAAUUAGGGAGAUCAGAUUGAUGUUCCAUAAAUUAUAUCCUUGGUGGUAUCCAGCAAGGCAGUCGAUAAAACUUGAUCCAAAAGGAAAGUCCCUGAGGGAUGAGGAAAUCCUGCAGCACCUCCCUGUUGGCACAACUGCUACCUUAUACUUUAAAGAUUUAGGGCCACAGAUAGGAUGGACUACGGUAUUUUUGAUAGAAUAUACAGGUCCAUUGUUCAUCUAUUUUCUGUUUUAUUUCCGCAUGCCUUUUGUCUAUGGACUGGAUGAGAGGUUUACAUCAAGCCCGCAUCCAGUAGUUAACUUGGCAUGUAUCUGCCAUUCUUUCCACUACAUCAAAAGGUUGAUUGAAACAGUAUUUGUUCAUCGGUUCUCCCAUGGGACUAUGCCACUGAGGAAUAUUGUGAAGAACUGCCUGUAUUACUGGGGAUUUGCAGCUUGGCUUGCUUAUUACAUCAAUCAUCCUCUUUACACUCCUCCUUCCUAUGGGAAAAAACAGAUAAAUAUUGCUGUGAUCAUGUUUCUGCUGUGUGAAGCUGGAAACUUUUCCAUUCAUGUUGCACUCAGUGACCUCCGGAGAAAUGGAUCCAAAACCCGUAAGAUCCCAUAUCCAACAAAGAAUCCUUUCACAUGGCUGUUUUUCUUUGUAUCUUGCCCUAACUAUACAUAUGAGGUGGGGACCUGGAUCAGUUUCACUAUCAUGACUCAGUGUGUUCCAGUGGGGCUGUUCACCUUGCUUUGCUUCAUUCAGAUGACAAUCUGGGCAAAGGAUAAACACUGCACCUACCUACGAGAAUUCAAGGAUUAUCCAAGUCUUCGAAUGCCAAUUAUUCCCUUUUUAUUGUAAGAAAAAAGGUUUAAUUUGGAUAUUGCACAGAACUUCAAGAAGAAAAAGCUCAUAAACCUCCUGCCAAAUAAGUGAAUUAAUUUAAAGGAUUUUGGUGCAUGUUGAAUCUCCACUGUGGAGGGAAAUUGUACACACUUGAAGGCUACGCUUCCUUACAUUCAAGAAUUCUCAACUCAGAAGCACCUUCAAAAAAUAAGUCUUCAUUGCACCGCUGGUAGUCAAAAGCCCCUA